Drosophila innubila is the source of this 1257-nucleotide messenger RNA. RefSeq lists its product as uncharacterized. Lineage: Eukaryota; Metazoa; Arthropoda; Insecta; Diptera; Drosophilidae. The transcript has 2 exons. The record is from RefSeq and is a predicted model, not a curated record. The coding region runs from base 53 to 631 and encodes 192 amino acids.
CGACAUUUUCAGAAUACAAAUUUUUAGUUCAGCUGGAAGAAGGGGACGCAAUAUGCAACGUACAUCGACUCGGUUCUUUGGCUGCAUGUGGCAGCAGUUAUCCAUGCCACAUCUCUUGACGUUGCGCCAUCUACAAUCCUCCAAGAUGCGCUCACGCCAUCUGGCGUCGCGUAGCUCUGGCAAGGUUCCCACAAAAGGAACGAACAAGACGACAUCCACGACGACAACGACGACGAUGCAACGAGAUACCGCACCACGACCCAUAAUGCGCGAGGAUAACAUGUGGAAGGAUCCACAGCAGUUGGACACCAAAUGGCUAAGUCCCCGCGAUCCCCGUCGCUAUAGACCCGACUUUAAACAAACCGAACCCCAUUCGCUGCGCAAACAAUUCAUGCGCAGCCCCGACGAGAGAACCCGAGAUGCCAUGGGCCGUGAUUGGGAGGCGGCGAUUCAAUUCAAUGAGAACCGUCGCCGUCAGGCGCUAUUGGCCUAUCAGCAACGUAAUCAGGAUAAGUUGGAUAAACAGUACAGUAGAAAUAAUUCUGGCCGACGAACCAAAUCCAAAUACUCCAGCAAGAAUGCCAAGGAUCGUAAAGUUGGCCCGCCAUACGAUAAACACGACGAGGAUUAAUAUCAGCUACAACAACAAGAGCAACAACAGUCACUACUUCAACAGCAACAACUUCUUCGUUCGCCCCAUUAUUAUUUUUAGUGGUAACACAUUUCCAUUUCUAUGCUAAUCGAUGGCAUUUAAUGGCCAACAUUGCCCCGAUAUCCGCAGGUUUUCCAGUGCCAGCGCCAUAAACAGUCAAAUUGCUUAUGAAAUGUGUAUUAUUUAGCAUAGUUUUAUGCUCCACAUUCACUCCCCCCGCCCCCCUACCCCCUUCGCCGUCAACGGUAUCUCCCGCUGAAAUUCUCUUGCCAUACAAGAACGCCAUCAUCAUCAUCAUCUACGUUCCAUAUCCAACGAAUCGGGAAGACGUCGCAGAAGGCGAGGGCUAUUAAAAGCACAUUUUGCUCUGGCAACAUCAAACGGGAUACAUAAUACCAGUAACCGAAACGGAAAGAGAUAGCUAGCAAACGAGAGAGAAUGAGAAUUAACGAGUAAGAUAUAUGUACAUUGAUCAAAGUGACCAUCAGCUGCAAAUGUAAAUCUUCAGUUAAUUGCAAACUAUCAAAUGUAUUUUUCGAACAUACUGUGCAUCAUUUCUCAAUAAUAUUUAUAACACAAUAAACUAAAUAACUUGGUAUAUACAA